AUGAGUUACAACAGCGUAGUCCUCCAACCGAUGAUCCUUACUGACCUCCUUGUUUUCCCUCCCUUCCUCCCCUUUCUCUCCAAUCCCUCCCAACCUCCCUGCCUGCCUGUCUUUCUUCCCUGUCCAGAUGCGAGGUGUGCCGUCUCCCCCUCCUACUAUCAUCAUCCUCAUCGCUCCCAACACGCCCACUCCUUCCACAAUCCCUCCUACGACCGCCCUUCCUACGACCGUCCCUCUUACGAUCGCCCUUCCUUCGACCGCCCUUCCUACGACCGUCCCUCCUACGACCGUCCCUCCUUCGACCGCCCUUCCUACGAUCGCCCCCCACACGACCGUGCCUCGCAUGACCGCUGGGACCCCCGUCUCUGUGUGAUCUCUGGAAAUCAGCUCUACAUGUUGGACCAGGAGGAGGUACACCCUUUGCUGAUGCGCGAGAGGCGCUCUGAGGCCCACAGGAACAAACUCCUGAGGCGGACAGUCAGCGUCCCUGUGGAGGGCCGGCACCAUCCUGAGAUGGACCACCGCGCCCGGCGGAAGAGCAUCGCCACCGGGAAGCAGCCAAGCAUGGAGGUCCCCCCCAACGCCCCCCCUCAACCCUUCCGACAAUCCGUGAGUAACCCCCCAUGUUCCCGGCCUCGCUCGCUGCCUCCCUCCCUCUCCCUUCCUCUCUCGCUCCCCCCGCCAGCCUUACAGCACACCUGCGGCCGCCGUGCCAGCGGCACGCCGCCCCUCCCCUUCCCCCUCAGCCUUGCCCUGCCCCCCAUACCCGGCCCCACCCUCCUGCCCCGUCAUCAGUGGCGGUGGGGCUCCAGGAAGGAGCCUGGAACGCCCCCGCUGCCUCGCUCACUUCCCCUCUCCCCCUCCCUGCCUUUCACCCUGCCUCACUUGCCUGCCACUGCCCGCCCCUCCUCUUUCUCCUCCUCCCCACCUCUCUCUCUCUGGGGCGGAGACUGGGGGGCUGCCGGCUCGAGUUCAGCGGUGGGACUGCCUAUCUCCCCACUGCCCCCCAUCGAGAGUUUCCUUAGUAGAAGAUUGAAGGGCUCUAUCAAGAGGGCUAAGAGUCAGCCCAAACUGGACCGAACCAGCAGCUUCAGACACAUGAUCCUCCCCCGCUUCCGCAGUGCCGACCAAGACAGGACACGUUUGAUGCAGAGCUUCAAAGAGUCCCACUCCCAUGAGUCCUUGCUCUCUCCCAGCAGUGCUGCUGAGGCGCUGGACCUCACCCUGGAUGAGGAUGCCAUCAUCAAACCCGUCCACUCUAGCAUCCUGGGACAGGAGUACUGCUUUGAGGUGACUACGGCAUCGGGAACCAAGUGCUUUGCUUGUCGCUCGGCUGCAGAGAGAGACAAAUGGAUCGAGAACCUUCAGAGAGCGGUCAAGCCCAACAAGGACAACAGCCGGAGAGUCGACAAUGUGCUCAAACUGUGGAUCAUAGAGGCCCGCGAGCUUCCAGCCAAGAAGCGCUACUAUUGCGAGCUUUGUCUGGACGACAUGCUGUAUGCCCGCACCACCAGCAAGCCCCGGACUGACACCGUCUUCUGGGGGGAGCACUUUGAAUUCAACAACUUGCCAGCUGUCCGCAACCUACGCCUUCAUCUAUACAAGGAGACGGACAAAAAAAGACGCAAGGAAAAGAGCACAUAUCUAGGACUGGUUAGCAUCCCCAUCUCAAGCAUCACUGGACGACAGUUUGUAGAGCAGUGGUAUCCGGUCAUCCAACCCAGCGUCCUCACUAAAGGGGCCGGGGUGGGAGGGGGAAAGAUCAUCAAUGCAUCCCUACGCCUCAAGUCCCGCUACCAGACCAUGAGCAUACUGCCCAUGGAGCUGUAUAAGGAGUUUGCAGAGUACGUCACGAAUAACUAUCGCACCCUGUGUGCCGUGCUGGAGCCCGUCCUGAGCGUCAAGAGCAAAGAGGAAGUGGCCUGUGCACUGGUGCAUAUAUUACAGAGCACAGGGAAAGCUAAGGAUUUCCUGUCAGACAUGGCGAUGUGUGAGGUAGACAGAUUCAUCGACCGAGAACACCUUAUCUUCAGAGAGAACACUCUGGCAACCAAAGCCAUAGAAGAGUACCUCAAACUGAUCGGACAUAAGUACCUCAAGGAUGCAAUAGGAGAGUUCAUUAGAGCCUUAUAUGAGUCAGAGGAGAACUGUGAGGUAGACCCAAUGAGAACGCCGCCCUCAGUGCUCCCCGACCAUCAGGCCAAUCUCCGCAUGUGCUGUGAGCUGGCGCUCUGCAAGAUCGUCAACUCCCAUUGUGUGUUCCCGCGGGAGCUGAAGGAAGUCUUCGCCUCCUGGAGAGUUCGCUGUGCGGAGCGAGGCCGGGAGGACAUUGCCGACCGCCUCAUCAGCGGCUCCCUGUUCUUACGCUUCCUGUGCCCUGCCGUCAUGUCCCCCUCGCUCUUCAACCUCACCCAGGAAUACCCCGACGAGCAGACAUCCCGCACCCUCACCCUCAUUGCUAAAGUGGUGCAGAACCUGGCCAACUUCUCCAAGUUUGGCAGUAAAGAGGAGUACAUGUGCUUCAUGAAUGAGUUCCUAGAGAUGGAGUGGGGCUCUAUGCAGCAGUUCCUGUAUGAGAUCUCCAACCUAGACAGCGUUAGCAACGCCGGAGGUUUUGAGGGCUACAUCGACCUGGGCAGAGAGCUGUCCAUACUACACAGUCUCCUCUGGGAGGUCAUGGCCCAGCUCAGCAAGGAUGCCAUCAUCAAACUCGGGCCCUUGCCUCGCCUUUUGAAUGACAUCAGCAUGGCCUUGCGAAACCCCCACCUCCAAAGGCAGCCCAGCCAUCAGACAGACAGGACAGAAAGGGUUCAGGAGAGACAGACAGAACGGCUGCUGUCCCGACCAAGCUUCAACAGGGGUGUCUCCUCCGAGUUCCAGAACCUUAUGAUGAGGGAUCUCAACAGUUCCAUAGAUAUCACUCGCUUGCCUUCUCCCACUUCUGGAGUAUCCGGUGGAGGGGUCAUGCCAUCCCGCUCCCAGAUGAGUUUCCAGGAUCGUGACCAUCCCCAUCGAGCCUCCUCCAAAGAUGUUUUUUAUGUGACCCGCCCUCCCCUGGCCCGAUCCAGUCCAGCCUACUGCACAAGCAGCUCAGACAUCACAGAGCCAGACCCCAAGGAUUCCCGAAUGAACAGCGUGUCUAACCUGCAGUCGGUGGACAUGCUCAACUCCUCCCAGGCCUCCAUUGCCGGCAUGGGCAGCUUCGGCGGGCUGAGCAGCGGAGGCGGUGGCGGCCUGGGGUCGGGCCUGAGCAGCCAGCUGCGGGCAGGCGGGCGGCUGUCAGCUGGCUCUGGUGGCUCCAGCAUGUCUGGUGGCCUCCGGAUAGGCCAGCUCGGCCAGAUGGGUGCCACCACCGACUCGCUGUCCCAACAGCAGCAACAGCAGGCCGCCGCCAUGCGCUACCCACUCUCGUUCCAGAACCCCCUCUUCCAUCUGGCCACCGCUGACGGCCCACAGCAGCACCAACAGCUCCACCAACAGCACAGCCGGGCUCAACCUCCACCACCCCUGCUUCUUGCCCCGGAACCUGAGCCUUCGCACCAGACCUACAUUCCCCAGUUUGCCCACGGCGGAUUUUCCCGAAGUGAGGACCUGUCCACACUUAGGACCAGGGACAGUCACCUGGGACAACCCAGCAUCAUCCACUCGCACAGCUACAGUGAUGAAUACAGCAGGGCUGACUAUGGACGGAGACAGAUGUCCAUGCAUGUGCAGGAUAACCUCCAACAGCAACAGCAAAUGAUGGGCAUGACCUCCCAGACAGGAACCUCCCACUCCUCCCUGGCCACGCCCCCUUCCACAGUCCAACCGGUACGCCAGAGCUCUGUUGCACCACCUCCCACCCAACGAGUCAAAUCACAGACCUCCCACCAGCUAUCAGUUAGUGCAGCCGCUGCACCUGCUGCUCCGGCUAAAACAAGGCCGCAGAGUGGGAAUCUCCUCCAGUCACCAGAGUCGGGCUAUGGCGGCAGGCAGCAAGGGUCCCGGCAGCUGUCCGUCAAAGAUAACACAGCCCCGGGUUUGCCCCACCAACAGAGUUCUGUCAGGGAGAGCCAGAGUCCACAGGGAACCACCAGUCAGAGCACUCAGCAGUCACCUCAGCAGCAGCCUCAACAGCAACAGCACCUGCUCAAACCCACCAUGAGCAAACAGGGUUCUCAGUCUCCCUCUACCCUCAAUCCCCCGACACCCGCCAAUGAGCGAACAGUCGCCUGGGUCUCCAACAUGCCUCACCUCUCUGCUGACAUUGAGAGUUCCCGCAUCGACCGUGAAGAAUUCAAACUCAAGGAGUACUCUAAGAGUAUGGAUGAAUCACGCAUGGAUAGGGUCCGGGAGUAUGAGGAGGAGAUCCACUCCCUUAAAGAGCGCCUGAUGAUGUCCCACAAAAAACUGGAGGAGUACGAGAGGAGGCUCCUGACGCAGGAGCAGCAAACAAAUAAGAUCCUGCUGCAGUACCAGAACCGGCUGGAGGACAGCGAGAGGAGACUACGGCAACAGCAACUGGAGAAAGACUCCCAAAUUAAAGGAAUAAUUAGCAGACUCAUGGCUGUGGAGGAUGAGAUAAGAGGAGGAGCCAUCAUCGAGCCAAAAACCAGAAUGUUCGCUGAUCAGGAGGACCAGCUUUCCUCCCUGGGUUCUGCAGACCCCUGUGUGAAAACUGAAGGUGGAGGGGGAGGUGAUGGAGGAGGAGGAGGAGUAACCAAUGGUCAAGGCCCCAGAGUCUCUUCCUCGGGCAUCUCUUCCGACAGUUCACCCCGCAAUGGAGUCCUCCCCCAAACCAUAGACCCUCCCUCUCUACCCGCCCUCCAUCAACAUCCUAGUCAGAACGGAGAGCUCCGUGGCAACAAAACAUCCUCCCCCAUGACAACCUCACAGACAACAGGGACAACAGCAACAUCA
Messenger RNA from Lampris incognitus (smalleye Pacific opah), 4899 nucleotides. It is a transcript of the gene syngap1b, whose product is annotated as synaptic Ras GTPase activating protein 1b. Gene Ontology annotation, biological process: regulation of GTPase activity. The transcript has 20 exons. NCBI's taxonomy places the organism in Eukaryota, Metazoa, Chordata, Actinopteri, Lampriformes, Lampridae. The record is from RefSeq and is a predicted model, not a curated record. The annotation marks the transcript as partial.